Molecule: messenger RNA, 1545 nt
Organism: Symbiodinium necroappetens
Lineage: Eukaryota; Dinophyceae; Suessiales; Symbiodiniaceae
Source: the annotation of a GenBank genome assembly
AUGGCAGCGCUUCCAGAACGAGAGUCGACAGCCACGAGCCCAAUGCAGUAUGCUGCUGCUGUGAAGAGGCAUGCGGAUGCUCGAAGAUGGGACGCGGCUUCCUGCCUCCUACACCAGAUGUGGUGCAACCAUUUCCUCGCAUCGAUCCAAACCACUGGUGCCGUUCUGAAUGCCUGCGGUAGGGCCAAGAAGUGGGAAGCAUGUCUGGACCUCUUUGACGAGAUUGGGCACCGCGGGCUCGUAACAGACAGGAGCUUCAGCAUCGUUAUCAAUGCCUGUGGCAAGGCCAGCAAGUGGCAACACGGCCUGGACUUGUUCAACAGAUUUGAGGGUGGUACAGGCCGAGGCCGGGUGGUUGUGCACAACGCAGCAAUCAGCUGCUGCGAACGGGGGCAGCAGUGGGAGCAAGCCUUGGUAGUGCUGGCACGGCUGGGCCGGCAGAAGGAAGCAGAUGUUAUCAGCUACAGCGCAGCAAUGAGUGCUUGCGUGCGGUGCGAGGUUUGGCAGUAUGCGCUAGCUUUGCUGGGGGAGCUUGGCCAGCAGAGACUGCAAGCAGACUUGAUCAUUCAGAAUACAGCCAUCAGUGCAUGUGAGAAGGGCGACCAAUGGCAACAAGCCUUGGGUUUGCUUCUAGCACUCAAGAGUCGGAGCUUAAAGGCUGAUCUUGUUUCAUACAGCGCGGCCAUCAGCUCCUGCGCAAAGGGACAGUGGCAAAUAGCACUGUACUUUCUGGAUGAUGUCUUCGCGCAGGGCCUGCCUGUCGACAUCAUCAUCUACAGUGCCGCCAUUAGUGCUUGCGGCAGUGGUGAGCAGUGGGAGAUGGCAUUGUCACUAUUCAUGUGCUUGGCACAGCAACAUCUGGCCCCAAAUCGUGUGGCGUACAAUGCUGUCAUCAGCGCGUGUGAGACCAGUGCCCAGUGGCAACUGGCCCUGUUUCUUCUGGCAGAGAUGCUUCAGAAAGACAUGCCAUGUGAGUUGCAAGACUUCAACGUUGCGAUAAGUGCUUGUGAGAAAGCUUCGCAGUGGCAGGAGGGGCUGCCGUGGCAGCAUUCACUCUCUUUGUUAGUAGAUUUGCAGCAGCGCAGUUUCAGCCCGAAUGAGGUUACGUACAGUGCAGCGAUAAGCGCCUGUGAGAAGGGUGGGGAGUGGGAACAGGCCCUGGUGUUGUUGGCAGAUGUCUUCAGGACGGAACUGCAGCCUAACAGAAUAACUUACAGUGCUGCUGUAAGUGCCUGUGAGAAGGGCCGGAAAUGGCAGUUUGCAGUUUUGAUUUUCGGGCAACUGCUCGCGAGCCACUUGGGGGCAGACGAGAUUGCAUACCAUGCUGUGAUCAGCGCCUGUGAGAAGGGAGGUUGCUGGCAGCAUGCUAUUUUCCUGCUCUCAGAGCUGGGCUCUGGCAGUUUGGAGGUGGAUGUCAUCGCUCAAUCCACGGCUUUGCGGGCUUGCGAAGCUUGCGAAGUCGUGGAUCGGGUCGUGCAGAUCCAGGCUUUACUUUUGGAUAUCCAGGCAGCAAGCUUUCAGGGUCUCGUGGGAGUUGGGAACUGA